UCCAAAUCAUAUACCAUUCGAUUUGUCUCUACAGCUAUUUAAGAAAGAAGAGUUUGGAAGUCAGUUCUUCCUCUUUUGUCUUUGCUGCAAGCUCGACGAAAGUCUAGCUUUGUCAUUAUCAUCCACCCUCCCACCACCAGGAGGAGUAGUAUGGUAUAUUUGUGAUAAUAGGAGGAUAGAGAUGUGUUGA
Molecule: messenger RNA, 190 nt
Organism: Dentiscutata heterogama
Lineage: Eukaryota; Fungi; Glomeromycota; Glomeromycetes; Diversisporales; Gigasporaceae
Source: the annotation of a GenBank genome assembly